CAACAACAAGAAAACGAAGAAGAAGAACAAGAAAAACAACAAGUAGGAGAAGGACAAGAAGAAGAAGAAGAAGAUUAGCUCAGUAGCAACACCAGUGAUCAGUGAGACCUCAGGUGUCCACGCUGUUCUCGCCCUGCUACAGGAGUCACCUGAGGACCUGUCAUGUCUGGACUACACAGUCUGAAGGCUUUCAUCAGCCAGCGGCUCACUGCGGCGGUGGAGGAGGUCAUUGGCCGAUUAGAGACAGUGAUAAGCGAGUAUGAAGAGGAGAUGGAGAGCCGGCCGCUUAGGCUGAUGCACACUGCCCAGCGACAAACAGAACUUUCCAUCAAUACUACAAUACAAAGUUCUGCUGUCUUGAAGCCGCAAAUACAAAGUGUGCAGCAACAUUUGGUGAUUAAAGAAGAGGUUCUGUCUGAGCAGCAAGAGUGGAUCUCCAGCCCGGACAAGCAGGACCCAAAGUGGCCACACGUUAAAGAGGAAAAACAGGAUCUCUGCACCAGUCUGCAGGCCAGGAGUCCUCUGCAAGGACUGCAUGAGGAAAAUAUCAUCAAGUUCCCUUCCAUGCAUGUUCAUUUGAGAAAUGAAGAUGAAGCGAAAUCUCAGUCCUCUGUGUUUCAUCACACGCCAUUGAGCGACUCAGCCAAUCAUGUGAAAACAAAACCUGAUGAAGAGGGCGGUCAAGCCCAAGAAGCUGACAGGAUCUUAGUGUCUGGUUUAAAAUGCCUGUCCAGAUUUGGCGAUAAGACUGUACACUGUUCUGAAUCUCAGACUGAUGACAGUGAUGAUGACUGGAAGGAGGUUAGGAAACCUCAAAUAGAUUUGAAUACUGUGAAAGCGAACAUUCCAGUCCAUGAUAUGGGACACAAUAUCGACAAUAAAUUGUUUCGCUGCUCAAAUUGUGGGAAAAGAUUUGGACAGAAGCACCAUUUGCAGACACAUAUGAGAUGUCAUACCGGAGAAAAACCCUUUACUUGUUCUCUUUGUGGGAAAAGAUUUUCUCAGAAGGGGAAUCUGAAACAGCACCUGACAGUCCACACACGUGAGAAACCAUGUCGCUGUACCAUUUGUGGUGAAAGAUUUUCACAGAAAGGAAAUCUGACACAACACAUGACAGUCCACUCAAGGGAAAAACUUCAGAGAGGACAGAACUCCAUUUAUGACUAAAGAUUCAGUAAACACAUGCAUCGUAAAUGCAUAGUGAUGGAAGCUGCAGUCAAUGAAGACUAGGUUUUCUUUUAUUUUGAAAUUAAUCAGUUGUUGUUGGCUUAGAGGGUUGACCCCAUCAAUCAUCAUCGAACUAUUCUAUUGCCAAUAUUCACAAAUCACAAUUUACCUCAUAGCCCUCAACAAGGGAAAAAACUACCAAAAGAAAAAAAAAAGUUUAUCUGGAAUAAAGCAUAAAAACGUGAGGGAUCCCUGUCCCAGGACCAACAGAAGUGCAAUAGAUGUCACUUGUAACAGAGCACAUCAACUAAAUAAUAUUUAUUACUUCCAUGAGAAAAGACAGUGUUUAACUUAAAAUAGUGAGGCUAUCUCGGCCUACGGCAGCAUGAGAGUUGGUCCAAAGCAGACAUGAGCCAGCUCUAUAGCCAUAAGCUCUACCAAAAAGAAAGGUUUUAAGCCAGCUCUUAAACAUAGAGACAGUCUUAACCAGGAGAUGAUUCCACAGGAGAGGAGCUUGAUAGCAGAAAGCUCUGGCUCCUACUCUACUUUUAAUGACUUUACGGACAACAAGUAAACCUGAAUUCUGGGAGCGCAAUGAUCUAGUGGGGUGAUACUGUACUUUGACCUCUUUAAGGUAUAAUAAUUAAGAGCUUUAUGAUGAGGAAAAAUUAAAAUCUAUUCUAAAUUUAACAGGAAGCCAGUGUAGUGAAGCUAAUACAGGAGACAUGUAUUUUUUGGUUCUUGUCCUGUCCUAUAGCAGCAACAGUGUUUAUACACACAUUUAUACACUGUUGCUGCAUGAUUUGUUGUCUUGACUGCACCAUACUCAUGAAAUCUGUGACACACACUCAUCUGUCAAGUCAUAUGUCUCUCAGCCUCAAGUACAGGUGCCCUUUAUGUAAAUGUUCAGUGUUGAUUUGAAAUAGGAGUGAUCAAAUGGAAGAAAAAACUAAACUGCAACAGAAAAUAAGAGGAGGAAGAUAGGACAGGACCCCUCAGAGUGUAGACCCUGGUGGUGGAGAAUGACAAAGCAUGACAUCUAGUGCCUGCCGAAUACAUGCCGAAAGAUGAUAGGUCAGAUAUAGUUGCAGGAUUGUGAGUGAAAGGAUGUAGGAAAGCAGAAGUGAUUGAGAGAAAUAGCUAGUGUAUAGAUAGCCACAGUAACAAAGUAGAAUGUGACAGAUGAGAUGUUGCUCAUGAAUUUUCAUUAAAACUUUAUUAUCAUUGUACGGGCUUGUAUCUAGAUUUGGAGCAUUGUCCUGGUAGGUGGCUUUAGAGAGCCUCUGUGUUAGGCCUGGUAGACAUGCGACUGAUGUGUUGAGGGAGAUAUGGAAACAAAGAUGGGUUUUAUUGUUCUACUGGAAAUCUAAUGAGGUUUCGUGUGUAUCUAGUUGUGGUGUGACUGUGUCCUGAUCCAGUUUGAGGUAUUCUCUGUUGCCCCAUGCUGAAGAGGUUUGCCAUAGAUAAUUCUCUUGUUUUGUUCAACUUUCAACAUAUCACUAAUAAUAAACUAACUCUUUAGGAUAAUAUUCAGCUCUCAUCUCUCCUCUGUAUGAGCCACAUACUGAGCCAGUUAAAGAGCCAGACUGCUGCUUUGACUGCACCAAUUUUCCAAUGCUGUCAGGUCAAAAGCAUCUGCCGAGUUUUAGUUGCUGUUUAUCAACCAUUGUCUUAUAUUUUUGAUCCAAAAUCCAUUAUAUAAUGUUGCUGCUUGACUCAUACACACAUCUUGCAUGCAAUGUGGUAGGCCUGAAAUGAUGUUGACACUCAAACAGUGUAGGCUUGUUUUUUUUUCUUUUCAGUGUAAUAUGCAGUACUACUAGUGAUCACAGUCUUCACACGUGAUGCUUUCUAUCGGGGUCUGCAAUAGAAUAUCCCUGCUCUAAGUACUCUGCCUAUGUAACUGGAGUAGUUAUUGGCUUUGACUCAUAAUCAUUUUGUCUUUUUCUUGAUUUCUCAGGUCCUCCAUAGCAGUCAUACUAUUUAAAUGUGAACUGAAUGAAAGACUCCUGUUUUUCUCUUAAAUCCCAAAAAUGUCAUUGUGCCCACACUCAGGCAUUGGGGUCAAUUAUGACCCAUAGGCGGAUGUAGAGAAAUAUCUGACUGUCUACACACUGUGUUGAGUCACACCUUUGAAUGUAUAUAUUCUUAGUUUUGUAUUGUAUUGCAUUUGACUUUUUUAUUGUAAGCUCUUUUUACCUUGCUUCUGUUUAAAUGUAACUAUUGCUAUUGCUGACUGGUUUCUUCUUAUUCAACACCUUUCAUUGUACUGUUCACCCUGUGUUAACUGCAUAUGAAAAAUAAAAGUUGU
Messenger RNA from Paralichthys olivaceus (Japanese flounder), 3478 nucleotides. RefSeq names its product zinc finger protein 25-like. The record is from RefSeq and is a predicted model, not a curated record. Gene Ontology annotation, molecular function: DNA-binding transcription factor activity, RNA polymerase II-specific; RNA polymerase II cis-regulatory region sequence-specific DNA binding. NCBI's taxonomy places the organism in Eukaryota, Metazoa, Chordata, Actinopteri, Pleuronectiformes, Paralichthyidae. Gene Ontology annotation, biological process: regulation of transcription by RNA polymerase II.